Symbiodinium necroappetens is the source of this 1491-nucleotide messenger RNA. Lineage: Eukaryota; Dinophyceae; Suessiales; Symbiodiniaceae. The record is from the annotation of a GenBank genome assembly.
AUGGGGGAGAUCUACGUUGCAGUCGUCGCAAGCCUCCCCGACAUAGCCCAAAAUGCGGAAGAAGCCAUUGCCCUUCUGCAGGCGAUCCAGGCCACAGCCUCUUGGGCGUACGAUCCACCAGGCCUCAACACCAUCUCCUUCACAAGUGCGGACCUAGCGCAAAGUGUCUUCAGCCACAUUAGCCUGAGUCCACCCCAUCUCAGAGGCCAGCCCUUUUGCCUAGAGCUCAUGAAAGCCUUUGCUCGCCUAACACAGGCCUACACGAUGAACGAGGUAGCCCACGUGGCAGGCUCCCACAAUGAGUGGGCCGACGACCUCAGCAGGGGAAGGCUCCAGGCCUUCGCCCAUCGCCCACAGGAACGGAAGCUUUGCACUAAAUUCCGGCAAGUCGCCACGGGGUCAUUGAGACAAACAUGUGAUGCUGCAGAAGCCCCUUGCACGAUCAUGGACAUCAGCAAGGUCGUUGAUGUCCUCCGGCGCAGCGAAUUCUCGUCUUCAAAGGUGGCACUUCUAAUCGGCUUUCUCGCCUCGGUUCGAAGCGCUCCUGUUUUCUGGUCGACCCUGCUUUCUUUGUCAUUCCUGCUUUGGUACAGCUAUGACUUGACUCGUGCCUGUGACGAACAGACAGCAGCACUUUGGGCAAAAUGUGUUCUUCCCGUGCGUGUCGCCGGCUUUGCUGAGCAAUUUGGCAAAGGCUCCAUCACCUGGGGUCCGAUGGCACGUUGGGCUCCGGAGAGUGACAGCGUCGCCAGCGUGCUAUCCCCUGAUUUCGCUGAUGCUUCUGCAGUGAAGCGUUUCGAUGCAGUGAGACGGCAUGUGCAAUGCGUUUUUGCAGCAAAAGCGAAGUUGUGGGGCAACGAUUGGUGUCCGCUGGCUUGUGGUGCAGAGUCAGAGGAGGCAGUUUUGGUGGCGAAUGUGGCACUCUGUCUUCCGCGGCUGCUGCGCUUCUGCUUGAUGGUCAAGCAAGGCGCAGCUCUGGAUGGCUUUGUCUUUGAGGUUCGUGGAAGGAAUUACUGCGAUGAGCUUGGGAGAUUCGCAAUGACUGUUCGGAAAGUUCUGGCGGGUUUUAGUGCUGGCGACCCUUCGGGCACAGACUGCUUCAAGGGGCGAGUGGAAGGCCGUGGCUGGUAUUUUCAGUUUGCUCGAGAACCAAUCUUCGUCACCACUUUUGCACCUUGUUAUGACAGUGGGCAUCCGAGAUACCAGUUCAAUCAACACACAGACUCCUGCUUCAUUCUGAUGCAGCCAGAGGAAUCAUUCCUCCGGCAUGAUCUCCCUCCGGACAAGCCGCGAAGUGCAACGAACUGGGAAACACCAGCUGAUGUGCGUGAUCGCAUUCGGGCCAACUUUUGCCGCCACGGACGAGAGUACCGGAUUCCUGAGACGACUUCAUAUCCCCCUGCGGACUUCAUCGUUGCACCCAUGGACGCGCUUCAUGACUCUCCCGUGCGGUUCUGGGAAAAAGUUGGGACGAGCUCAGAUGGUCUUUGA